Messenger RNA from Amphibalanus amphitrite, 1287 nucleotides. RefSeq names its product leukocyte elastase inhibitor-like. The coding region runs from base 1 to 1287 and encodes 428 amino acids. NCBI's taxonomy places the organism in Eukaryota, Metazoa, Arthropoda, Thecostraca, Balanomorpha, Balanidae. Gene Ontology annotation, molecular function: serine-type endopeptidase inhibitor activity. The transcript has a single exon. The record is from RefSeq and is a predicted model, not a curated record.
AUGCAGAUCCUGCUCUGUGGACUGCUGUUGUUGGCCGCUGUGGCCGGAGGUCAGGCGCAGUGCAUGACCAGAGAUGACACCGCCAUCAACGUCACUAACAACCAAGUUGUCUACAUCAGUAGUUCCCACGACUUCGCAGUGCGGCUGUUUCAAAAGCUGCACCCGGAGUGCCAGGGUCGCAACCUCUUCUUUUCUCCGUACUCGAUCUGGAGUGCGCUGACGCUGGCGUUCUUCGGCGCGGAAGGCGACACCCACUCUGAGAUGGCGCAGGCGAUGGGUCUCUCCGGCCUGAACAAGGUGGACGUCAUGCGCGCCUUCCGCUUCAUACUGUUCUGGCAGAAUGUGGAGCUGUCCGACAAGAUUGACGACGCCGGUAAAAACGAGCUUCGUGUGGCAAACCGGCUCUUCUUCGACCGCCGGCAGAAGGUGAAGCUGUGCAUGAAGGAGCUCUUCCACAACGAGAUCGAGAUGGUUGACUUCCGGAAGGCCAGCGAGGAGGCGCGGCAAACCAUCAACGCCUGGGUGGAGGAGCAGACGGCCAACUGCAUCAAGGAGCUGGUGCCACCCGGGUACGUGGAUUCUAACUCGCGGAUGGUCCUGGUGAACGCUGCCUACUUCAAGGGCACCUGGGUGUCGCAGUUCCGUCCGAACGAAACCCAGCUGGCGCCGUUCCACUCCUCCAAAGAGGACGUCUCCAUGGUGAGCAUGAUGCAGCAGGAAGGCACGUUCAACUGCGGUCCUUCGGAGCCGCUGCAGGCACAGGUGCUGGAACUGCCGUACCUGGGCCACCAGAUCAGUAUGUAUAUCCUGCUGCCGUUUGCAGACAGUUCACUGGAUGUCACUAUCUCCAGGCUGACUCCGAAGAUCCUGCGCGGCGCCUUCGAGUUCAUCAGCCCUGGUGAAGUGAACAUCCACAUCCCAAAGUUCCGCGUCGAGGAGGACUACGAACUGAGCAGCGUGCUCAGUGACCUCGGCUUCGAGCGGCUCUUCAAUGGGUCCACCGCCGACCUGAGCGGCUUCUCCAAGUCCGGAAACAUGGCGCUGGGCAACGCGCUGCACAAGGCCUUCGUGGAGAUCAGUGAGGAGGGCACCGAGGCUGCAGCGGCCACGGCGCUUCUGGACAACCGGUCCGGCCACCCUUCGCGGGUGGAACAGUUCAUCUGCGACAGGCCCUUCAUGUACGUCAUAUACUACAAGCCGACACACACCAUGCUCUUCAUGGGCACCUACGAGCACCCGGACGUCGAGGCAAAAGAGUCCGGGGAGUCGGAAGAGGGUGACUUCUAA